Messenger RNA from Cololabis saira (Pacific saury), 3665 nucleotides. It is a transcript of the gene pias1b, whose product is annotated as protein inhibitor of activated STAT, 1b. The transcript is spliced from 14 exons. The record is from RefSeq and is a predicted model, not a curated record. Gene Ontology annotation, molecular function: transcription coregulator activity; zinc ion binding; SUMO ligase activity. Gene Ontology annotation, biological process: protein sumoylation; regulation of transcription by RNA polymerase II. Lineage: Eukaryota; Metazoa; Chordata; Actinopteri; Beloniformes; Belonidae. The coding region runs from base 1 to 1983 and encodes 660 amino acids.
AUGCGCAGCCAGUGUAACAAGAUGGCGGAGAGUGCGGAACUAAAGCAAAUGGUAAUGAGCCUUCGAGUUUCCGAGCUCCAAGUGUUGUUGGGAUAUGCAGGACGAAAUAAGCAUGGACGCAAACAUGAACUUUUGACCAAAGCUCUCCACCUGCUCAAGGCUGGCUGCAGUCCCGCCGUGCAGAUGAAGAUUAAAGAGCUCUACAGACGGCGCUUCCCAACCAAAAUGGUUUCCCCAGUGGACCUCGCUCUUCCCAGUGUUCAUUCUGCAUCCAGCUUGCCUGCUGGCCUUGCACAGUUGGGAUUUGAUGGCCAUGGUUCUCCAUCACCGCUGCUGCCCGUUUCUCUACUUGGACCUAAGCAUGAGCUGAGCCUGCCUCACCUCUCCUCAGCCCUGCAUCCUGUACACCCUGAUGUCAAACUCCAGAGAUUGCCCUUCUACGAUGUGCUGGAUGAGCUCAUUAAGCCGACCAGUUUGGCUUCAGACAGUAGUCAGCGGUUCCAGGAGGCGUGUUAUGCAUUUGCGUUAACGCCACAGCAAGUUCAGCAGAUCAGCAGCUCCAUGGACAUAUCUGGGACCAAAUGUGACUUUGCUGUUCAAGUUCAGUUAAGAUUCUGUCUAUCAGAGACAAGCUGUCCACAGGAGGACCAUUUUCCCCCGAAUCUGUGUGUGAAGGUGAACAGUAAGCCCUGUAAUCUCCCGGGAUAUCUUCCUCCCACCAAAAAUGGAGUGGAACCUAAAAGGCCUAGUCGCCCAAUUAACAUCACAUCUCUUGUUCGGCUGUCCACCACUGUUCCCAACACAAUUGUGGUGUCCUGGACUUCAGAAAUUGGGAGAAGUUUUUCCAUGGCAGUAUAUUUGGUAAGACAGCAGUCGUCUGCAGUGUUGUUGCAAAGAUUGCGGGCCAAAGGGAUCCGGAACCCUGACCACUCGAGAGCCCUGAUCAAGGAGAAAUUGACAGCCGAUCCAGAGAGUGAGAUUGCUACCACCAGUCUACGAGUCUCUCUCCUGUGUCCUCUCGGAAAAAUGAGGCUUACCAUCCCUUGCCGAGCAAUGACAUGCUCACACCUUCAGUGCUUUGAUGCUACACUUUAUAUCCAAAUGAAUGAGAAGAAGCCGACAUGGGUGUGUCCUGUCUGUGACAAGAAGGCUCCAUACGAGCACCUCAUUAUUGAUGGGUUGUUCAUGGAAAUUUUGAGUAGCUGUACUGACUGUGAUGAAAUCCAGUUCAAGGAAGAUGGAAACUGGGCCCCCAUGAAGUCAAAGAAAGAAGUGCAGGAGGUGUCUGCUUCCUACAAUGGUGUAGACAGCGAUUCGUCGAGAACAGACGAGCACAAACGAGGAUCUCAUGACAACAACAAGAAAGUUGAUGUGAUUGAUCUAACACUGGAUAGCUCUUCCGAAGAGGAGCAAGAUGAUGAGCCACCUCCAAAAAGGGUCUGUCCAUCACUGUCACCUGUCUCCCCACCUCCAAGCAAGGGAGUGCUGAACCUACACAACCAAGCCUCGCCUGUGCCCAGAACUCCCAGCAUGCCCCCUGUGGAGACCAGCUACAUUCCACCCCCACCACCACUUAUCCAAGACUACCGUCACUAUUAUCAUACAACGGACUUGCCAGAUCUAAAUUUCUUCUCCUUCCUCCAAGGUGACAAUCAGCAUUACAACAUGGUGAUGGCGGCCGCAGCAGCUGCCUCGGCGUCAGCGCCGGAGGACCAUGACCUGCUUCUCAAUCGUUUUCUGCCAUACAGCUCCUCUCAAAUACUACGGGAGCAGCCAGGCACGCCCGGGAGCAGCACGCUGGCAGCCACCAACGGAGGGAGCAACAGUGGCAGCACCAGUAGUUUAGUGUCUUCCAGCAGUCUCCGGGAUCGGGACAAAGACAGAGACAGCCAUGGCAUUUCAGGAUUGUCAAGGUCCUCGGUGGAAGCUGCUGCGGCAGCAGCCAUUUAUGGCUCCAUAUCUGACGUUAUCUCUCUUGACUAGAUCCACACAGAACUGAAGGACAACGGAGACCUCGGACAGGAGUUCAUUGUAAAUAAUAGAGGAAGACGAAAGAAUACAGCGCUAUGUACAGAGAGGAAAAUCUAUUUUCAAUUUUACUUAUAUGUAUAUAAACUUUGGACGCUUCUCGUCCGGUGAGUUACUUCAGUUGAUAUUUUUCUGUGAAUACUGAAGACCUUUUCCACACUACUUCAUGUGGUAUUUGAUUAUAUUGUAGCUUUUGUAUCUGGUUUUUACAGUUUUGUUUCAAUAUUUCAUGUCAAUGGCAUUAUGUACGUAUACAUGCACAGAACCUAACAACGCAACACCUUAUGAAACAUAUUUAGAAGAUAAAGAAAAUGGGCAUCGUUAUCGGGAGUCAAGGCGGGUCAGCAACACAGGAAAAUGUGCAACACUUUUUUUAUCUUCUAAAUGGUGUUAUUUCUGUCAAAAUGUUUUGACAGCAGAGAAAUCCUGUCAUUUUUGUCAUAACAAAUAUGUAGAUUUAUUUUCUCAAAGACAUUCAUACUGUGGUUAUUAUUUGAAAGGAAUUAUUUAUGAUGUAAAUUAUGUUGGACGUGCUGUUUUUAAAAGAAGCAUUCCCUAUGCCUCUUGAAACUAUUGCCACUAGAAAAAUACAAACGCAGUUGCGAGAUCCUUCUGCUGUCAGAACAGCCCCCCCCCCCACCCAUGCUUCUUUAACUCACUUCAAAUAUGAACAAUAUUUAAUUGCUCAGGCUGUAUGUAAAAUACAUCUAAAUUGACAGUAAGUUGCUGUGUAAAUGAAGGGCACUGGAACAGCUAGCACCCAUUGGAGGUUUUAUUAUAUAUGUGAUAUAAAGAGCAUUGUUCUCUUUAUAUAUUACAUAAACAGAGACUUGAGAAGUUUAGCUUUUUACGUUAAUGUAUAUGCGUUUAUUUUGUAUACUCCUCUUAUGCAUACACAGGAAACUGCACAUGAGUGACAGGUUGGCAGAUUUCUGCUCCACUCUCAAGACAAGGCUAGUUUCUGGUCUACUUGAAAAUAGUUUUUGAAAUGCUCCGACAGUUGCUGGAGUUUUGGUGGAUUAAUUAUUUACAUUUCAUUUCAGUUUAUUACAUUCAUCUUGUUCUGUCUUAGCACUUCCCUUUGUUUUGUUUUCUUUUUGUCUUUUCUUGCCUGAUAAUGUCUGCGUGGAGCAGUUAAGUGUUAAAUUUAACACUUGAAGUAGUUUUCAGCUUCAUUUGUUUGCCAGUUAACUGAAAGCUAACCUGGUGGAGUGCCGUAGCGCGGCCACAGGAUCCAUAGUCUAUUUUGGUGUUAAAUGUAUUUGCGACAGUCUUUAAGAUAAUUCUGAUAGCUUAGUCUAUGAGUGAAUCACAACACGUAUUUUGGCCAAGAGGUUGAAAAUCAUUGAAAUUAUUAUAGUCACCUCCCCUCUUCCUCUGAUUUUUGUUUCUUUCUUUUUUUGGACUUGUGCUUACAAUAGGAUUAUUUAUUAUCAUAUAUAUUUUCAGCAUUUGUUUGAUUUGUGAAUAUGCAUUGCUGUCAUUGUAUGUGAUAUUUCUUUUGUAAUUAUAAUAUUAAUGCUAUUUAAAGAUGUCACUAUUGCUUGACAUGCAUUGUAACAUUUUCAGUUUCUGUCUGUUUUGCUAUCAGAUGAUGUCAAUAACUCAAUAGAAGCUUUGAUCAUUUUGAAAGGCUA